This is a messenger RNA of Seriola dumerili (greater amberjack), 3630 nucleotides long. RefSeq names its product protein NLRC3-like (gene nlrc3l). The record is from RefSeq and is a predicted model, not a curated record. NCBI's taxonomy places the organism in Eukaryota, Metazoa, Chordata, Actinopteri, Carangiformes, Carangidae. The transcript has 12 exons. Bases 325 to 2670 code for a protein of 781 amino acids.
UAGAGCUGAGUAGACAUGGCGCAAUAAGACUAAAAGCGGACGACCGGUGAACUGAACAUAUAGUUUUUUAGUUUCUUUUUUAUAUAGAUUAUUUGCUCGGAGACGUUCAUUUCUAACGCCUCUAUGUCUUAAAAUUUCCACUAUGUUUUCUCAAGUAUUAAUGUUAGCAUAACUGUAACAGUGGAGAGCGUCAGCGUGUAUGCUAAAGUAAUGUCAGCACGGGGGAGUCAUUUUGUGGAUGGAAAAGUUAUUUCGUUAAAUAACAUUUAGUCGACUAAAAUUCCUUCUACUGCUGAGGUGUGUGAGUCUAUUACGACUGGAGAUAUGGACCCAGACACUGAAGUGGAAAGCAUCUUAAAGCAGGGGACUGACAGGGAGACGAAGAAGAUGAAGAGGCCACCCUCCAGCUAUGGUUCAAUGAAAAGUGACAGUGAAGAGAUGGAGGAGGAAGAGGAGGGGGACAAGGAGGAGGAAGAGAAGAGGGACGAGGAGGAGAACAAAGGAAAUGAAGAAAUGUUUGCUGUACUAACUGAAUUGAAUGCUCAUGAGGCGACAGGGUUUCAGCUGAUUCGCUCAGAGUCUCCAGAGACCCUCUACACUAUGACAACACAGCAACAACCACCAGAAGCUGCUGUCAUUGACACCAGGUCUUCUGAUCUGGGGGAUUAUGAAGAAGACCAUGAGGAGGACAUGGAUGAAGUUUUGAUAACUAAUUCUCCAGAGCCACCUGAACCUGUUGAACCAGAUGACACAAUACAGACUGAUGAGAACAGCCAGCCAGGCAGACUACACUCAGAACAAGACUUGCCCUAUAUAUUUAAGAGUAUCCAGAGUAGUCUGACAGGCUUCACUGUGGAUGAGCUGUACAAAUUUAAGUUGUGGUUUCUACAAUGGGAAAAAGGCAUAACCAAGCAACAAGUAAUGGAAGGAGACGUUCUUGAUUUUGUGGACAAGAUCCUGGAGAUCCUUGGCCAGGAUCGAUCCCUGAUGCACACAAUAAGUACUCUAGAAAGUGUUGGCAAGCAAGCAGAGGCAGAUGAACUACGGAAUCAGUGCAAGAGAGCAUUGAUCCGUAUUCAUCUGAAGGAGUAUUUGAUCAGAAAACACACAGUCAUCCGUGAGGGGGUGGUUAGAGCCGGGAAGCAGAAUCUUCUAGACAUUAUCUACGUUGAGCCCCAGAUUUCCACCUGUGGGUAUCGAGGAGUUCACCCUUCCCAUGAGGUUGAAUCACACCAUCUCUCAACUCACCAGUUCCCCAGCACCGACACCUUCGUUGGUGUGAACAAUUUGUUCCGACUACAGAAGGAGGACGGCAAGCCAGUGAGGACAGUGCUGACCACUGGGAUUCCAGGAAUUGGCAUGUCUGUCUCUGUGGCGAAAUUCUCCCUGGAUUGGGCAGAACUGCGUGCCAAUAAGGAUCUGCAGUUUGUCAUCAAGCUUUCCUUCCGCACUUUCUGGUUUCUGCGAAGCAAAAACCCUUCUCAGAAGAUGUCCAUCAUGGAAGUGAUAGCUUAUCAUCAUCCUGAGUGCAAAGAAAUGAAAUACUUGGAAGAAGAGGACUGUAAAUUUCUCAUCAUAAUGGACUCCUUUGAUUGUUACCAAGCUCCUCUGGACUGGGAGAAGGCUCCAGUAAUAAAUGACAAUAACACCGAAGCACAGCCUGAUGUCCUGAUUGUGAAUAUCAUCCGAGGCACUGUGCUCCGUGGUGCCCGCAUCUGGAUCCUGGGGAGACGGGCUGCUGUCUCACAAAUCCCAUCUCAAUUCAUAGAUGUUGUCACAGAAAUACAGGGCUUUAGUGAUGAGAUGAAAGAUGACUAUCUGACCAGACGCUUCAGAGAUGCAACGCUCGCAGCGAAUAUUGUUGCACAUUACAGGCGCUUGCCAACACUCAUUAUGCUUGCUCGACAGCCCUUUGUCUGCUGGAUGGUGGCAACAGUGUUUGAGCGCUGCUACCGUUAUCGGGGCUAUGGGGUACAUCCCCCUAGACUGACUCCAUUCUACAUCAACAUUUUGAUUGUCCAGACCAAUCGCAGGCUGCAGUUCUACUAUGGAAAGUGUGAAAAUAACCUGAAAUGGUCCAGUGAUGACAAGAACCUGCUGAUAAAGAUGGGGAAGAUGGCCUUUAAGAUGCUGGAGAAGAAAACCAAUGUGUUCUUUGAAGAGGACGUGAAGGUUUACGGCCUGAAUUUGACGGAGGUGACGGUGUUCUCCGGCCUGUGCACUGAACUCCCAGCUGCAACCUCAAAUGAGAGGAGGACGUUCUGCUUUAUACAUCUCACCUUUCAGGAGUUCAUGGCCGCUUUGUACGUCUUCGCAAUGUUCCACACAGAAUCUAAGAACGUUCUGGACUCAGGGAUGUUGUCCAAGUUCUUCACAUCUAAGUAUCAGACCAAAACUGCAGCAGGUCUAGUCCAGUGUGCCUUGGACCGAACCUUCAACUCCCCGCUGGGUGAUUAUGACAUGUUCCUACGUUUUCUGUGUGGCAUGCUCUCCCCAGAGUGCCAUGCUAAUCAGCUGGGUGGUUACUUGUACCCCCACAAUACUCCGAAGGUGGGUGGACUGGAUGAGGUGCGGGGGCUGCUAGAGCAGACAAUAAAGACUCCAGCUCCAGAAAUCAGGUUGGAAAACUUGAAGGAGUGCCUUAGAGAACUGACCCAGCAAGAUGAGUGAGUUGGGGUAAGAUUGCGUCAUGAAAAUCAAAUGUGAUGGAUUAAAGAGAAGCAGCGCCUGCUCUGUCAUAGAUCUCUUCAAGUUUCUAGCUCAUCGUAGAAAUCAUGUCAAAAAAAUGUGACACUCAAAAUGCUGAAAAUGGACAACAGAACUCAAAAUAACUUGUUCAAGUCUGUGUCAUUUUGGCUUUGAUAACAUUAAGUUUCAUGUUUGUUUGAUUUACAUCAAAGAGUCUGUGUCAGUAAUGUUAUUACUGCACCAGGCUUAAUAAAAUGUCGGGCUAUGCAUUCCAGUACAGCGGCGUUUAUGCAAUACUAGAUUGUUUGUCAUGUCUUACAAUGAGCACUAAUGAAAAUGCAUUCUCACAGUGGAUUUUAAGUUUUCCAGCUGUUGUUUUUAUUUUGAUAAUGAAGUUUUAGGCUAUUUUUGAAUAGGUUUGUUGUUGUGUAGCCUUGGGCUCAUAUGUUUUAGGUUUUAAUGCAACCACCUUACACGGGUAGAGGUAAGAAGGCAAACUAGGGGGUUGAUUUGCAGCAAUUAACUUGUGUUUUCUGUGUGAAAAAGAUGACACUGAAGAGUCCUCUUUGUAAAAAAAAAAAAGGCAUAUUUAAGGCCUUGUGUGUCCCUGAGAGUUAUUUUAUUUGUUAAAAAAAAUGUAAACAAUUUCAGGUAAAUAGGGAGCAUUGAUGAGGUGGAAAUCGAUGAUAUAUGUGUACGUUUUUUGUGCACUUAAUGUCGUCUACUAAUGGACUUGUUAAUGAAUUUUCUCAGUGUAUUUCUCGUUCAUUUUACAUUGUAGUUUUUCACUCUUCCAAACAACAGUGUAAUUGGUUCCAGUAAAUUCUUUUGUACUUCUAAUAUAUUUAAAGCCAUGUCAUCAUCCUCGACCCUGGAUUUUUAUUAUGGAGUUAUGGUUAUGUUUUUGACACACCAUUAUUAUUAAAGAUGUACAAACCACAA